GUGGGCAACCUCAGUCAGACAGGUAGAGGAGAGGAGACGUCGUCGCCGCCGCUCGCCUGAGGUGCACCGAACGCAUUUUGGACUUGGACCGGGCAGGACCGGGCCGGACUGCGGAGGCCGCUGUUCGGCUCCUCCUUGCGGCCGCUGAACGGUGCUUGGAAGCACGCUCCGGCUCGGUUCUCCAUCCUAAUCACCGCGCACAUGCUUGAACACUUCGGCGAGGACUCGGGCAGGAGAAGGAGGAGGCAUGUAGUUGCAAUGGAUUAAUUGACAAGGACCACGUGGACUUGUUCCUUUUUUGACAUCGCGAGUGCUUUCUAAGUCAAGCGUGGGCCAUGGAGAACCAAGGCGCCGAGUUGCAGAAUUUCGAAGACGUGCAGAGAAGCGGCUACCUCCGCAAGCACAAAUCAAUGCACCGGCGCUUCUUCGUGCUGAGGACGGCCUCGGAGCGUGGUCCCGCUCGCUUGGAGUAUUACGAGAACGAGAAGAAAUUCCGCAGCAAAUCUCCCGUGCCCAAGAAAGUGCUGAACCUGGAGACGUGCUUCAACAUCAACAAGCGGGCGGAUUCCAAGAACAAGCACCUGAUCGUGCUCUACACGCGCAGCGAGAGCUUUGCCAUCGCCGCGGAAAGCGAGGAGGUCCAAAACGAGUGGUACCAAGCCAUGCUGGACCUCCAGUGCAAUUGUAAAUCUCCUGAAGAUUAUGGAAGUAGCGGAGAGUGUAGCUCUCCGUCUCCAAUUCCAACUUUCAAGGAAGUGUGGCAGGUUAAAGUGUGGCCAAAAGGUCUUGGACAUGCCAGGAACUUAGUAGGCAUCUACCGCCUGUGCCUAACUGACAAGACAGUCAACUUUGUCAAGCUCAAUUCUGACGUAGCCGCUGUCGUGCUGCAGCUGAUGAAUGUUCGCAGAUGUGGCCAUUCAGAGAACUUUUUCUUCAUUGAGGUGGGUCGUUCAGCCAUAACUGGACCUGGAGAGUUUUGGAUGCAAGUGGAUGAUUCUGUGGUGGCUCAGAACAUGCACGAGACCUUGCUGGAAGCCAUGAAAGCGCUAAGCGAGGAGUUCCGUCAACGCAGCAAAUCUCAGUCCGUGGGGACGUCGUGUGGCGGCGGAACCGCUUCAAACCCCAUCAGUGUACCGAGUCGCCGACAUCAUCCGAAUCUGCCACCCAGUCAAGUGGGCUUUACCAGGAGAGCCCGCACGGAGACCCCGGGCGGUAGCAGUACCAGCACCUCGCCCACAUCACGCCACGGAUUUCCGCGGGCUCGAACGGCAAGCAUUGGGGCCAGGUCAGAGGAGAGCGGAGCAAGUACCAGGUCAACAUGGGCCAGCUCCAGCCCGAGUCUUAAUGGAUCCUGCUCAACGACACCAACGCUCAGGCCCAAGCCCACCAGGGCCCCCACCCCAGCAAAGAUUACCCUCAGCCUCGCACGUUACACGCCUAACCCUGCUCCCUCUCCCGCCCCGAGUCUCUCCUCCAGCUCCGGCCACGGCUCCGAAUGUGGUCUAGUGGGCGCGGCAGUGGGAGGCAUGACGGUGUGCUCCUACCCCCGAGUGUCUCAGAGAGUUUCUGUUUCGGGUUCACCGAGCGACUAUGGCUCCUCUGACGAAUACGGUUCCAGUCCCGGUGAGCACUCACUGCUCAUGCCCAGUAUGGCUGCCCAUCACGGGCACGGAGAAGGGCCCUCAAGCUACAUAGUCAUGGGUCAACGAGAGGGCCUCCUCGGUUCCCGUCAUCGCACCAAAGGCAGGCGCAUUCUGCGGCGCUCAUCCAGUCGGGAUUCCGAGGCAGAACGAAGAUUACUAAGUAAGAGAGCUUCCCUGCCUUUGGCCACCCACGAACGACUGGCUCAACAUCGAAAAGAUGACGAGGAGGACGUGGAAGAAUAUGCCGUAAUGUCACAGGGCGCUAAGAGAGAAGGCUCUGGCAGCUUGGCGGCGGGGUGUGGGCGAGGUGAUGUGGCGGGGGAGAACAGAAAACGAUUUGACAAAAAGAGAGAAGCAGAUGCAAGAGCGCCGUUGGAUAGCGGCUACAUGUCAAUGCUGCCCGGAGUCACAUCUCCGGCUGCAGACGACGAGUACAUGGCCAUGACCCCAAACAACAGCGUGUCCCCGCCUCAGCACAUGCGGCAGCCCAGCUCGGAGGGUUACAUGGUCAUGUCCCCAAAUAGUAGCGUCUCGACAGAGUUGCACGGACUGGGAAUGUGGGAUAGCAGGGGGAGCAUGGAGAGCCGGGUUGCCAGUGACUACAUGAACCUCUCCCCUGUCAGCAGCCACUCUGCCUGUAGCACACCACCUUCCCACCCUGAACAGCACCAACUGCAACCAAAAAUGUUUAAUUCCUACUUCUCUCUGCCACGAGCUUAUCAGCAUACCCUCUACAGUCGCUUUGAGGAGGAUCUAAACAAAGAGGAGUGCAAAAAGGACGGUAACGAUAGCACUGGAAUCAGUGGAGGAGUCGGGUACAAUAAGAGAAACAAAAUGGGAGUGGGCCCUACCGGAGGCUUCCAACUCUCCAUGUCUUCGUCUUCUUUCUCCUCAAGCUCAGCCAGCAGCGAAAGCCUGGAGGACAAGUCCAUAUCAGCCGGAAAAGGGUUAAGUUUGUACAAGAGUGCAGGAACAUGCACCAAGGAUAGUCGUCACCUACAAAAACGCGGAUCGAGCUGCAAGAGUCCAAAGCAACAAAGGAGGGGCCGCCCCCUCAGCAUGUCUUCAGACAUUACGAAAGCAAACACAUUGCCUCGGGUGAAAGAGAAUCUGCCCCCGAUGGCGGCUCACAACGUCGGUGAGUAUGUCAGUAUUGUUUUUAAGGAAGACAAUAAGUAUCAUGGCGGAAGAUGUGCAGGGUCAGAUCGAGCGCAACCCGUCAUUCAUGGCACCCUCCGGCCCUCAAACCAGCCCCUCCCAGCUCCCGAUAAUGCUGCUAACCUUCCUCGCAGCUUCUCAGCACCGUUGUCCACCUCUGCUGAGUAUGUCAGCAUGGAUGUCGGGAAGUCACCAACACCGCUAAGGUCGACAUUCAGCCCCCCGCAGGGCCCACCAGCUGUCGCCCCCAAGGGCCGACUUGAACGCGGCACAUCAUCUCCUCUGGGAGCAGAAGGAAACUCUCUACAUCGAUCCAAAGGAAAGACGGCAGGAGACGCCCACAGUUCGUUCAUUGACAACAUUUCGGAUCCCGGCCUUUCAGCGAGACCUGUCGCCCACUCGGGUCCGCCUGUAUCCAUAGCGGGGGAAUCAGGUUUGGGGUUUUCUCCUGUCAAGACCUUCCAGUCUCCUGAGCAUGGCAACAGGCUAGUCCGAGCCGAUGCUCAGGCUCGGCGGGGCCACCACUCGGAAACCUUCAACUCACCUCCAUCCGCGCCCCGACACCCACCCUCCACGACCAACAUCUUCCCAGAAGGCGGUCAGCCGGCGGACCACCGGCACACUUUGGACUGCUCACAGUGGAAAAGCGGUCAGGCAGCUGGUUUGUCUGACACGCCGCCUCCACAAGCCCCUGCUGAACAAGGCCUUAACUAUAUUGACCUUGACUUGGCCAUUAAGGAGAGCUCUCAAGCGGGAGCUGAGCGUUCCUCUGCCGCCUACAACAUUGGCGCAGGCGCUCUGGGCAGUGGUGCGGGCUCCAGCCUCAAUACGUACGCCAGUAUUGACUUCUAUAAGUCAGAAGAACUGAGAGCACACCAAAUUGGCAGACAGGAUGAUCAAGAUUGUUGAUUUGUGCUCAAGUCUAUGAUGAGAGCUGCGCCAUGCCCAACUGUUGCCGCAACACAACUGUACGCCGAGUCCAAAACACCGGAACGCUGGGAAACCAUUCCUCAUCCGUCUGCUGUGUUCUGACAACCUAACAUGUGCCAAACACACACACACACACACACACACACACACACACACACACACACACACACGCACACACA
Messenger RNA from Hippocampus comes (tiger tail seahorse), 3910 nucleotides. Its product is annotated as insulin receptor substrate 1-B. The transcript is spliced from 3 exons. Gene Ontology annotation, molecular function: insulin receptor binding; phosphatidylinositol 3-kinase binding. Gene Ontology annotation, cellular component: plasma membrane; cytosol. The record is from RefSeq and is a predicted model, not a curated record. The coding region runs from base 336 to 3710 and encodes 1124 amino acids. Gene Ontology annotation, biological process: insulin receptor signaling pathway. Lineage: Eukaryota; Metazoa; Chordata; Actinopteri; Syngnathiformes; Syngnathidae.